UAAUUAAAGUGAGUAGGAGCUACAGGAUAAAGUUUGCUAGUAUUUUUGAAACAUUGAUACACAGUACGUUUAAUUAACCGUUGGUGUCAGUGAUUUACAUUACCUGUAUUAUCUUUCAAAUUAAAUUUUGAAUACUAAAAAAAAAGGGUGAACAUUUUUAAAUGAUGUCGAAUAUUGAAUUGUAGAUUAAAGUUGAUUUGUUGUCAAUUCUAUGGUCUAGUGUAAUUAAGAACGUAAUAAUUCUAUCAUGGUGAGAACUUCGAUUUGUUUUUUUAUAUGUGUACUCGUAUUACAAGAAUCUUACGCACACUAUCCUGUUGUUUAUUCGUCUCAAUCGCCACAGUCAAAUGGAGAUUACUAUAGAACAUGUGCUCCACGUGUAAGAUGUGAUCCGAAUUCAAAAUAUAGAACUUUUAACGGAUCGUGUAAUAAUCUAGAUCAUGCAUUGUGGGGCUCAACAAAUACACCUCAUCUUAGACUUGUUGAUGCGGUUUAUAGUGGUGGCGAACGAGAAUUCCGUAGGCAAUCAAAUGGGGCACCAUUGCCUGGCCCUCGAGAAUUACAACUCUGCUUGUUAACCGAAAAUAAUGAUAUUUAUGAUGAUUACAACGUUCAUUUAAUGCAAUGGGGACAAUUUGUUGCACACGAUAUUACUCUACUGCCACCAGAUGACGAAGGACCUGCAAACUGUUGUGCUCUUAAUCAAAAUCAAUUAAGAAAUAUUCCAUAUCAAUGUAGAGCAGUAAUAUUACUUCCAAUGAAUGAUCCGAUGAAUUAUGGUGGAAGAACUUGCCUUCCCUUUAGACGAGCAGUAACUUCUUCAAAUUUUAGUUGCUCACAAUUACCAAAUAUAUUCAUGGUACAAACAUCUCAAUAUAUUGAUGGUUCUCAUAUUUAUGGACCGGAUGAUACUACGGCAGCAUCACUUAGAACAUUUAAUGAUGGUUUAUUAAGAUCAGAAAUUUUACGCAACGGUAAAGAAUACUGUCCACAGCGCAGAAGACAAUCUCGAGAGUGUGAUAAUCGACCAAAUGUUAAUGUUUGUUUUGAUGCCGGUGAUGGUCGUGUAAAUCAAAAUCUUGGAAUUGCAUCAUAUCAAAAUGUGUUUUUGAGGCUUCACAACUUCUUAGCGAAAAAUUUUAGAAGAAUGAAUCAACAAUGGUCUGAUGAAGUUAUCUAUCAAGAAGUUCGAAGAAUUAUUGGAGCUAUUAUACAAGUCAUUACUUAUAGAGAUUUCAUACCUAACUUGAUAGGAAGAAGGUUUUCAGAAGAAAAUGGGCUUUCAAUUUUUAAAAGUAAAACAACCUAUGAUAGAACAUUAAUUUCUUCGACAGGACUUGAAUUUUCAGUAGCCGCUUAUAGAGUUCCUCACAAUAUCAUUCCGAAUCAACUGAAUUAUUUUGAUGAGCGUCAUAAUUAUAUCAUGUCUGUCAAUUUAACUGAUUGGAUGGACAAUCCUGAGCAAUUACAAUACGAGUCAAAUUUAGACCAUUUGAUGAUUGGCAUGUCAGAUACUGCUGGUCGGAAAAAUCAACCUUCAUAUAACAAUCUAAUUUCAAAUGUUAUGUUUCAUUUUCAUUAUCCCGGAGCUACUGAUAUGAGUUUGAUAGCUUCAGACAUCCAAAGAGGACGUGAUACUGGUUUACCACCAUACUUUGUUGUCCGACAACAAUGUCGAUUAUCUGCUGUAAGAAGUUUUGAAGAUCUUCAUGCUUUUAUGCCACCAAAUGAAGUAAAUAUAUUGAAGAAAACGUAUAAUUCUGUUUACGAUAUUGAUUUGAUAGUUGGAAUGUUAUUAGAGAUCCCAGAACAAGAUUCAAUGAUUGGUCCAACCGCUAAAUGUAUUAUAGCGGAUGGAUUUUAUAGAUACCGAUACGGUGAUAGAUUUUUCUUUGAUGUUCCAGGUCAACCCGGUAGCUUUUCUAAGGAACAAGUAGAAACGCUUAAAAAUAUUAAUAUGGGUCAUAUAUUCUGUGCCACUACAACAAUGUACGAUAUACCAAAAGAUUUCUUCCGUACGUUCGACAAACGAAGUCAUUCAUCUGAAAAAUUCAAUUGUAAAGAUUUAAAAAAUAAAUUAGUCACUCUAAUGAAUGCAUGGAAAACAAACAGAAGAAACUAAUUAUCAGUCAGAAAUUGUAUUUUGUUUUGUUAUAUUAAACAAGAAUUAUCAAUAAUGCAAUAUAAUUUUACCUUAAAUUUCUUUUUAUAUAUUUAAUUUUUAUUGUGAAGUGUUGUAUGCAAGCUUACUUGGCCACUGACACAAAUACACUCAUACAAUUUAAUAAUAAGAGCGUUAAACAAUAAUA
This is a messenger RNA of Daktulosphaira vitifoliae (grape phylloxera), 2309 nucleotides long. RefSeq names its product peroxidase-like. The coding region runs from base 248 to 2122 and encodes 624 amino acids. The transcript is spliced from 14 exons. Gene Ontology annotation, biological process: response to oxidative stress. Gene Ontology annotation, molecular function: heme binding; peroxidase activity. NCBI's taxonomy places the organism in Eukaryota, Metazoa, Arthropoda, Insecta, Hemiptera, Phylloxeridae. The record is from RefSeq and is a predicted model, not a curated record.